Molecule: messenger RNA, 645 nt
Organism: Haliotis rufescens (red abalone)
Lineage: Eukaryota; Metazoa; Mollusca; Gastropoda; Lepetellida; Haliotidae
Product: nucleolar protein 12-like
Exons: 5
Coding region: 34-609 (191 amino acids)
Cellular component (GO): nucleolus
Molecular function (GO): RNA binding
Source: RefSeq, a predicted model, not a curated record
GCCCUUCAUUGACUUCCGGAACAAACAACGAGCAUGGGUUUCACGAAGAAGAAAAUCAAAGCGCCAAAGAAUCGAAAAACUAAACACUUUCUAGUAUUUGACGAAAAAGCAAGGGCAGACUACCUGACAGGAUUCAGAAAGAGGAAAGCUGAGAGAAAGAAAUAUUAUGAAGAGAAGGUGAAGAAGAGGAUGACUGAAGAAAGGAAGGAACUAAGGAAGCAGACACGAGAGAUGAUGAAGACGAGGAUGAAUCAGCAGCGGGUGUUCACGGUGCCUGAGGUGGAACACUUGGUGGAUGCCACAGAGUUUGAUCUGCCCAACCACACCGUCACCAUCACAGACAUCGCCGAUGUUGACUUCUCCUCUGAGGGGGGACUUCGUCUGGGACAGAAUUUGGCUGCAGAAGAUAGUGAAGAAGAUGAAGAAUCAGAAAUGAAACAACCCAACAUCAAGAAGAUAGAUAAAAGUCUGGCCCGUCUCAAGAAGAAACUUCAAAAGUGUGGAAAUGCUGAUAAGAAGAAGAAAAGAUCUGGGGGCUCCAAGAUAAAGUCAAAAAGUGUUAAGCCCAAAGGAAAGAACAAAGCAAAGAAAGCAAGAAAGAAAAAGUGAACUUGUAUAUUGUGUUGAUAAAAACUUGUAUUUUCA